Mugil cephalus (flathead mullet) is the source of this 5446-nucleotide messenger RNA. RefSeq names its product extended synaptotagmin-2-like. Gene Ontology annotation, molecular function: lipid binding. Bases 152 to 2986 code for a protein of 944 amino acids. NCBI's taxonomy places the organism in Eukaryota, Metazoa, Chordata, Actinopteri, Mugiliformes, Mugilidae. The record is from RefSeq and is a predicted model, not a curated record. The transcript is spliced from 25 exons. Gene Ontology annotation, biological process: lipid transport.
CCUGCGAGGCUGGCUGAGGAUGUACUACAGGGGGAAGAGGGUUGUCGGAGUUUAAGCUGGUCGGCAUGCAGUGGACCAGGCUCGGGGAGUGAAUUUCAGCUUAUUAUUUUUUCAGGGAACCGUGAAUUCCGCAGGCGGACACAGAGGGGAAAUGAGCAACAGGAUGGAGGGUUCGGCGGGACCGGUCGCCGGAGCGAACGGACCCGUCCCGGCGCCCAGAACCCCGACGGACGCCAGCCUCGGCCCGCCCCUGUCCCCGGAGGAGCUGGGGGACGAGCAGCAGUCGUCCCUGACGGACGUCACUCAAAUGUGGAUUAAAUUUGCCAAGACCUUCGCCGUCAUCCUCCCCAUCUACAUCCUGGGAUACUUUGAGUUCAGCUUCAGCUGGGUCCUGAUCGGACUCGCCACGGUCUUCUACUGGAAGAAGAACUACGGCAGUAAGGACUACAGGAUAAACCGCGCCUUGGCGUUCAUGGAGCACGAGGAGAAGGUCGUGAGGCGAAGUCUCCCGACGACUGAGCUGCCCCCGUGGGUCCAUUAUCCAGAUGUGGAGAGAGUGGAGUGGCUGAAUAAGACGGUGAAGCAGAUGUGGCCGUUCAUCUGCCAGUUUGUGGACAAACUGUUCAGAGAGACCAUCGAGCCGACGGUGAAGAACGCCAACCCCCACCUCGAAAGCUUCUGCUUCACCAAGAUCGACAUGGGCGACAAGCCGCUCAGAGUGAACGGGGUGAAAGUUUACACGGAAAACGUGGACAAGAGGCAGGUCAUCAUGGACCUGCAGAUCAGUUUUGUGGGGAACACCGAGAUCGACGUGGACAUCAAGAAGUACUACUGCAGGGCUGGAAUCAAGAGUAUACAGCUUCAUGGAGUGAUGAGAGUGGUGAUGGAGCCUCUGCUGGGGGACAUGCCUCUGAUCGGAGCCCUGAGCGUCUUUUUCCUCAGGAAACCUUUGCUGGACAUCAACUGGUCGGGACUCACGAACAUGUUGGACAUUCCCGGUCUCAAUGGUUUGUGCGACAACAUCAUCCAGGACAUCAUCCACAGCAGCUUGGUGUUGCCCAACCGGAUCACCAUCCCUCUGGUGCAAGAGGCACAGCUGGCCAAACUCCGCUUCCCCACGCCCAAGGGCGUCCUGAGGAUCCAUUUCGUCGAGGCCCAGGAGCUGCUGGGUAAAGACAAGUUCCUGGGGGGGCUCAUCAAAGGCAAGUCGGACCCGUACGGAGUCAUCCAGGUCGGGACGGACCUCUUCAAGAGCAAAGUCAUCCACGAGACGGUCAACCCGAGGUGGAAUGAGGUGUACGAGGUGCUGGUGUACGACCACUCUGGAACCAGCCUGCAGAUCGAGCUGUUUGACGAAGACACCGAUAAAGACGACUUCCUGGGAAGAAUGGCGAUCGACCUGGUGGAGCUCCAGAAGGAACCGGUGGUUGAUGAGUGGUUCCCAAUGGAAGAUGUGGCCUCAGGGAAGCUGCACCUUAAGCUGGAGUGGCUGUCUCUGCUGCCCACGCCCGAGAAGCUGGAGAAGGCGCUGACGUCCGUCAAAGCCAACCGCGGCUCAGCCAGCGACGGCCUGUCGUCUGCGCUGCUCAUCGUCUUCCUGGAUUCAGCCAGAAACCUGCCGAGCGUCUUCGAGGGGAACCUGGGCUCUGGCUUCUUAAAAGAGAGGCGGGCGGCGGGCCUCGUGUUUUGCGAGAACACCGCUUCCCUCUAUAGGACCUUAUUUCGCAAUCCCUUAGAGUUCAACCAAGCGGGGCUGAAGAAGGCCUCGGUCAGUAAGGCCAUCAAGUCUGGUAAGAAAGUGACCAGUGAUCCUAGUCCGUUAGUCCAGUUCACCGUGGGACACAAGUCCUUCGAGAGCAAGACCAGGUACAAGACCAAUGAACCAGUGUGGGAGGAAACCUUCGCCUUCACCAUCCACAACCCCAAAACACAAGAGCUGGAGGUCGAGGUGAAGGACGAGAAGCACGAAUGUUCGCUGGGGACGCUAACGGUGCCUCUGGGCCGUUUGCUGGAGGAGCCGGAGAUGACGCUCAACCAGCGCUUCCCCCUCAAGAACUCAGCGCCGAGCUGCACCCUGAAGAUGAAGAUGGCUCUGCGGGUGUUGUAUCCGGAUAAGGAGUUGUCCUCCAACUCGUCCACCCCGUCCUCGGUGCAGGUCCGCAGGUCCAGCUCGUCCCAACCGACCAGCCCGACCCCGCGGCCCUCCGUCUCCUCCCAAUCCCCGAAACCUCCGCCUUCCAACACGGACAUCGCCGAAUCAGCGCCGGUGUCACCCCAGGACCUGCUGAACCGACGCAGGGAGCAGGCGGAGUCGGUGGUGAAGUCUCCAGGAAGCACAGAAUCGGGGCAGAGUGGAGGAGUAGGAGGAGGAGGAGGAGGUGUGGGGGGAGGUCAGAGCCUGGCGGAGACCGGGAGGAGCUCCUCCAACCUGAACAUCUCAGGCUCCCAGCAGUACCUGGCCGGAGGCAAGGAGCCGACGCCCAGCAUCGCCUCGGACAUCUCCAACCCCUACGCCGCUCAGGAGCUGCAGCAGAGGCUCCAGCUGCUGCACAACGGUUCAGGCCCCGGACAUUUCCCACUCGGUGAGAUCCAGCUGACGAUCAGACACAGCUCCCAGAGGAACAAGCUCAUCGUAGUCGUUCUCGGCUGCAGAAACCUGAUCUCGUUCACGGACCAUGGCUCGGAUCCUUACGUCCGUCUCUACCUGCUUCCUGACAAACGGAGGUCGGGCAGGAGGAAAACUCAUACGAUAAAGAGAUCCCUCAAUCCUGUCUUUGAUCAGACGUUUGAGUUCAGCGUUUCCCUGGUGGAGCUCCACAGACGGACUCUGGACGUAGCAGUGAAGAACGGCGGAGGUCUGCUCUCCAAACACAAAGGCCUUCUUGGCAAGGUUCUGGUGGAUUUGCCUCCGGAGGAAAUAAGCAAGAGUUGGACACAAUGGUAUGAGCUGAGCGAGGACGGCCUGAAGAGGCAGCACCAACUAUAAAAACCCUUCAUCGCUAUCGUCACCGUCAUCAUAUCACCACACUUCCACUUUAUACACUUCCACGUACCGUACGACAUGUUUUUAUUUCCAUUACUUGUAACUGUAAAAAAAAAAGAGAAAAAAAAAGAAGAAGCAGCUUUUGACACUCAUCUAAUCACAUCAGUCGCAAGGCAAACCUCCCCUUUAAGAAGUGACAGAGGUUGACUAAAGGGAGCGUACACAUGUAGAGAACUAUAUAUUACUUCAUGUUACGUAUUUAUAGGAGAAGCUAGUCUGCUAAGAGCAGUUCCACAAAGAACGACAGUGUACUCAUUUGUAAAUAAUGUACAAUGAUGCUGGACAGAAGUGAGCGUGAGAGAGGGGUGUGUGCUGUGACACUGCGCCAAAUGAUUGUUUGUAAUUUUAUUUGAUAUAUUUUUUAACAUAAAAAAAAAACAUUCUGGACAGAGUUUCUGAAGCUUAAGAGGUGGGCGGUCGCACCAAAGAGACGAAAAGUUUUUUAUUAGUUCACCCCAAAUGUUCAUUGGCGCUAGUUGGUUCAUAUUUGUCUGUAUUGACCAACUAGUUCCAGCUUGUUUAUCUAGAAACCUGGCGUUACUCCGACAUAAGGUCGCUGUUAAGUGUCAACUCUGUUGUUUUUAAAUGAAAUAUAAAUAUUUGCACAUGUAUGUCUUUUUCUUUCUUUCUUUUUUUAAAAAAAAAAAUGUGUGGGGAAUCGUAAACGUCGCCUAAAUUCCUCUAGUCAAAUGUAGAUAAAAAAUAAAUAAAUGUCAAAAUCUUAGAAAUAUAGCUUUGGAAUUGUAACCACCUUAAAGGAGUUUAAAGGAAAAGAAAUCACUCUAAUGACUUGGUUUGGUAAGACUUCAGGAGAUGGUUAGCUUAGCGUAGCUUAGCGUAGCUUAGCAUACAGAUGGGGAAACUGUAAAUGUGCGUAGCCGGCAUAAUCAUGAAGAAAUAACUGAAAUCUUCAUAAUUAUGACUCGGUUGAAUAUGUUAGGAGACACUUAGCUUAGCUUAGCAUAGCUCAGACAGGGAUACUGUUUGAAGUAAAGAAAACCCCCCUAGUAGAAUCUGUGAGCUUUAAUCUAUUUAUGAGCAUAAUCUUAGAGUCAGGCUUGUAUCGACCAAUCACAUUUGAGCAGCUACCUUAAAAAUCCUUAAAACAUUUUAACACAAAGACGUCGUAAGGCUAAUUCUGUAUUUAACACUACUAGUGAUAAAAGUUGCUCCACGGUCAAGUGUGACCAGCUACGUUAUCGCAGAGUUGUCGUUGGAAGUGUUGCUCAGGAUUUUACUGACGUUGUCGGUGACGUGUUUGCGCCAUUGGAUGCCAAAAAAAAAUGGCGGCGCCGGAUUAACCAGAAAGAUUUGCAAUGACAAAGUGUCGAGGGGUCAGUUAAUAUCUGUUUUUUGUGUUUUUUGUUAAAUAAGUCUUUGAGGACCUGACCGCAGAUUUUCUCACCUAUGUUAGCUGCUUCCAGUCUGUGCGCUAAUCUAAGCUAACCAGCUGCUGACUUUGUAUUUAACAGGCAGAGGGCGAUGUCUCUUUUUCAAAUUAUUCCCUGAAUAGUGAAUUAUUCUGCCAUGACGCUAAGUUGUACUUCAACCAUGUUUUCUUUGUGCAGUGAAGCUGCCAUGUGAAAUACCUUUAAAACUGUACGACGCAGCCGCCCUCUAGUGGCAGCACGGGAAAAGAUGACAAUCAUUCUUAUAAAUUCACAAAGUCACCUGUGAGUUUGUGAAUUUCAAAGAUAAUUUUUGAGAGUCAAGGGACUCUUUAAACUAAAACUAUCACUUCUGUUCAUUUAUUUAUAGAUUAUGAGUCUUCCAACUUUCCCUUUUGCUGGUAGAACUUUACGGAAUAAGAGAAAUCUGCUGUGGGAAAUCACAAAGAAUGCACUAAAAAGUCAACAUUGGUCUUAAAUUUUAAAUGACUGGUGUCAAUGCUAAUACUUGUUUUGUUGAACAUCACAUUGAACACGAUAUUUGUUAUCAGCUCACAGGAUGUGAAGCCUGUUUGAUGUUAUGUGGCCAUACUCAGCCAAAGAGUGUAUUGUGACCUUUGACCUCCACAACGUAUAGACCUUUGCCUUGUUGUCUUCACAUCAAGAAAGUAUUUUUACAUUGAUACAUAGAAAUAUAUAUGUAAACAUGCAUUUUAUGUCUUUUUUUUUUAAUCAUUUGUGUUUUCCACCUCUCGUCCGCUUUGUCUCGUGUUUUAUUUUGAAAGAACCAGGAAGUGUGUCGGUUUUAACCGUCUGAUUUUAAAGCUUGAGUUGGUCGUCUGAAAAGUCGCUUCUUCUUUCGUCUUCUUAAUUUAUCUUGUGCCUUAAAAAUUCACACGACCCAGUGAUAUUUACGUGUAUAAAUAAAGAAGAGAGGAAAUGUAUCAGAAUGUGUAAAAAAAUGAUAAAAACUCUGUUAAAAUGAAUAAAGAGCUUUAAGCUACAGCAGCGUGGA